UUGUCACUAAAAUUCUAACAAAAUGGGGGGAAUCUCUGAAUUUCUCACAAUUUUUUCCCCAUUUACCAAUCUUUUCGAAUCAAUCCUUGAAAAAAUCCCUAUCAAAUUACCAAUCCCUCUUGAGAAAAUGGUUUCUUAUGUUUCUUAUCCUCGUACUGGUAGGCAUUUACAACGCUAUGAUAACAGAGGCUUUCGUUUAGUUGUUGGGUGUAUACCAUACAGAUACAAGAAACUUGAAGAGGCAAGUUCAAAUGAAGAAGAGAUUGAAGUGCUUGUGAUCAGUGCACAAAAUGGUAAAGGCAUGUUGUUCCCCAAAGGUGGAUGGGAAAAUGACGAAUCCAUGGAAGAUGCUGCCAUUCGUGAGACACUAGAAGAAGCUGGUGUCCUUGGCAUUAUUGAAUGCAAAUUAGGGAAAUGGUCAUACAAAAGCAAGAGGCAAAGUAUCUUCCAUGAAGGCCAUAUGUUUCCUUUGCUUGUGAAGAAAGAAUUAGAUCUAUGGCCUGAGAAAAACAUCCGAGAAAGGAAAUGGGUAACCAUCUCCAAAGCUAGAGAAGAAUGCCCACAUUUGUGGAUGAAAGAAGCUUUAGAAGAGUUAGUCCGCCGCCAUGUGCAGCCGGCAACGGAUGAGAAAUAAAUUGAAACAACUUGCAAAGUGAAGGGGAAAAAAACAAUUUAUAGCAAUCAUGGGAUUCGUUUAGUGUAAAUUCUAAGUACUUGGUCCACCAUUUUUUGGGUUCUUUCUAUUGGUGGCACAAGUAAGAAGAAAAAUAAAGUUGAAGAAAGAUGCAUAAAUGCAUUUGAAGAUUGUAGGCAAAAGAAUC
Gossypium raimondii (Peruvian cotton) is the source of this 821-nucleotide messenger RNA. Its product is annotated as nudix hydrolase 4. Lineage: Eukaryota; Viridiplantae; Streptophyta; Magnoliopsida; Malvales; Malvaceae. The coding region runs from base 23 to 634 and encodes 203 amino acids. The transcript has 4 exons. Gene Ontology annotation, molecular function: pyrophosphatase activity. Gene Ontology annotation, cellular component: nucleus; cytoplasm. The record is from RefSeq and is a predicted model, not a curated record.